AUGUCGGUGGAGAGAUCAUUCGAAGCGUGGGAGGAGGUUCAACGGCAAGGCCAUGACCUUGCGGAUAGGCUGGCACAGGGAUUCACGGGUCUUAUACAAACCCAUAUGACGAACCCACCUGCGAUUCCAUGGGCCAACACUCCCAAAUCGAAGAUCUUCGAUCUGGAGUUCCCCGGCCACAGUUUUAUUAGCAAGUCUAUGGAUUUGGGAGUCUUGGCGGAUAACAGAAACACUGGGAUAGCUGGGGUUUCUGCUAUUCUGGAUAUUGGGAACAAGAUUGGACAAGCUGGUGCUGAAUUUGGAGCUGGCUUGAAUGGAUUGGUGGAGCAAUUCUUCCGGAGGUUGCCUGUUCCAUUCAAGCACAACGAGAGUAUGGAGGUUGGGGUAAGGAUAGAAAGCAGGAGAAGUGAUGUCAAUUUGAGCGUUGAAGGACAGUUGGACCUGGUGAAUACAAAGUUGAAGGAGUUUGGGUUUGUGGAGAAUGAAGGGAGAUACAUCAGUACAGCAGCUGGUGAAGCUGAGGGAGGAACAUCUGAUGGUGAAUUGGGGACGUUUGAUUUGAAGUCCAUUGGUCUUAUGGGUGGUAGUAAGCCUCAGGGAACCUUGAAUUUUACAUCGACUUAUGAGAGCAGAACUGGUAACGUGGAGAGCUCUAUGGUUGCUAGGGGAGAUCUAUGGAGAAUGGAGGCAUCGCAUGACAGUUCGACAUCAGGAAAUGAGAAUUCGUCUCUCUUCCUAGUUCAGCUUGGCCCAGUACUUUUUGUUCGCGAUAGUACACUUCUUUUACCUGUUCAUCUAUCAAAGCAACAUUUGCUUUGGUAUGGCUAUGAUAGGAAGAAUGGCAUGCAUUCUUUAUGCCCGGCGGUGUGGUCCAAGCAUAGAAGGUGGUUGCUGAUGUCGAUGCUCUGCCUCAAACCAUUAGCUUGUUCGUUUGUCGAUUUGCAAUUUCCGAAUGGGCAGUUAACUUACAUAUCCGGGGAAGGUCUAACAACAAGUGCUUUUCUACCGGCCUUUGGGGGGCUUCUGCAAGCUCAGGGUCAAUAUCCUGGUGAAAUGAGAUUCAGCUUCUCUCACAAGAACAAGUGGGGAACCCGUAUAACCCCGGCGAUACAGUGGCCUGACAAGUCAUUUUCAUUGGGGUUUUCACAAAACUUAGCAUGGCAGAGAUCUGGUCUUAUGAUGAAACCAACAGUUCAGUUCAGUUUGUGCCCUUCAUUUGGUGGAAGCAAUCCUGGGUUGAGAGCUGAACUUCAGCAUUCACUGAAUGAGCAGCUGAAUCUGAUAUGUGGUUGUGCGUUCAUCCAGCAGCCUUCUGUAUUUGCGUCAGUCUCCGUUGGCAGGUCUAAGUGGAAUGGUAACGUUGGGAGUUCAGGGAUCGUUUUGAAACUGGAGAGCCCUCUGUCAGGCGUUAGUCGCCCGGCCUUCUCUGUGCAGAUAAACAGUGCUGUCGAGUUUUGA
This is a messenger RNA of Linum trigynum, 1458 nucleotides long. The record is from the annotation of a GenBank genome assembly. Lineage: Eukaryota; Viridiplantae; Streptophyta; Magnoliopsida; Malpighiales; Linaceae.